ACCUAAGUAGCGGUUGGCUCUAACUCCAUCUCCCAGGUGUCAUUGCGUGCGGUCUGUUUCUAGGUGUCUAGCAACAGCUAUAAGCCCAGACAGCCGGCGGCAACGGGAGCGGUGUUUCUUGAGAUAUGAGCGGCAGCGGGCGGCCCAGGACCAGCUCGUUUGCUGAGCCGCCAGGUGUUCCAGGAGCCGCUGCUGCGUCCGCCGGAUCAGCCGCUGCCGUGGGGAGCAGCACAGGAAAGACCGGGGUCUCGCAGGCCUCCGGUAGCAGCUCGUCAGGAUGCUCCAACCUUAAGCUUGCCAGAGACAGCGGGAAGGUGACAACAGUCGUGGCCACACCGGGUCAGGGACCGGACCGCCCGCAGGAAGUCUCCUACACUGACAUCAAGGUCAUUGGCAAUGGGUCGUUUGGUGUGGUGUACCAAGCUCGCCUCAUCGACACACAGGAGAUGGUGGCCAUCAAAAAGGUUCUGCAGGAUAAGAGGUUCAAGAAUCGGGAACUACAGAUCAUGAGGAAGUUGGACCACUGCAACAUUGUCCGAUUACGUUAUUUCUUCUACUCUAGUGGCGAGAAGAAGGAUGAAGUGUACCUCAACCUCGUGCUGGACUUUGUCCCCGAGACGGUCUACAGGGUUGCCAGGCAUUUUAACAAGGCCAAGAGCAUUAUUCCUAUCAUAUAUGUGAAGGUGUACAUGUACCAGUUGUUUCGCAGUCUGGCUUAUAUCCAUUCCCAAGGUGUGUGUCACAGAGACAUCAAGCCCCAAAACCUGCUCGUCGACCCAGAAACUGCCGUCCUAAAGCUGUGUGACUUUGGCAGCGCAAAGCAGCUUAUCCGGGGUGAACCAAAUGUGUCGUAUAUCUGCUCACGGUACUACCGCGCCCCAGAGCUGAUUUUUGGCGCCACAGACUACACAGCAAACAUCGACAUCUGGUCAGCUGGCUGCGUACUGGCAGAGCUGCUGCUCGGACAGCCCAUAUUCCCCGGCGACAGUGGAGUGGAUCAGCUAGUGGAGAUUAUCAAAGUGUUAGGAACACCAACAAGGGAACAAAUUCGAGAGAUGAAUCCAAACUACACAGAAUUCAAGUUCCCUCAGAUCAAAGCGCAUCCUUGGACCAAGGUGUUUAAACCUCGCACCCCUCCAGAGGCCAUUGCGCUUUGCUCUCGGCUGCUGGAGUACACGCCAGCCUCACGCCUCUCCCCGCUAGAGGCCUGUGCACAUGCCUUCUUCGACGAACUGCGCCAGCCAAACACGAGGCUGCCCAGUGGACGAGAACUGCCGAUGCUCUUCAACUUUAGCACCACAGAGCUGUCGAUCCAGCCUCAGCUGAACUCAAUCCUCAUUCCUCCUCACGCUCGCUCUCACACAGCUGCUUCUGCACACGAUGGUACCGGUUCAGAUUCAUCUCAACACAGUUCAGUACCAGGAUCUCUCAACAGCAUCUGAAGCAGCUUCUCACCCAUCUGCCUGCAAAGCAUCACCCCGUUUUCUCAGACAAACACACACUCUGUGUCCACAGCUGUCCACCAUGCUGCUUUGCUAUCUUCUUCCAUGGUCUGUUUCUGUACAGUAAAUCCACUGAGCAAAC
Molecule: messenger RNA, 1584 nt
Organism: Pundamilia nyererei
Lineage: Eukaryota; Metazoa; Chordata; Actinopteri; Cichliformes; Cichlidae
Product: glycogen synthase kinase-3 beta-like
Exons: 12
Coding region: 126-1442 (438 amino acids)
Biological process (GO): negative regulation of canonical Wnt signaling pathway; cell differentiation; negative regulation of TOR signaling
Cellular component (GO): nucleus; cytoplasm; axon
Molecular function (GO): protein serine/threonine kinase activity; ATP binding
Source: RefSeq, a predicted model, not a curated record